GUAACACGAGAUGGGGCUGUGCAGGCGGCCCUGCCCCCAGGCCGGCCUCUGCCGAGCUCCUGCGGCACGGGCGGGCGGCCCCCCACACCCUCCGGAGCCCAGGGCUGGCACCCCCCUCCCUGCCGCGGAUGCCGACACCCCUGCGCGGGGGCGGUGAGCGGAUGGCAGGCUUAUCACCCGCCGCCUGCUCAGCGGCCUCUGCAGAGCCCCGCGGACCCCUCUGGAGACAGCUACUCCAGAACUCAGCUUAUUGAAAAGUCAUCACUGUCCACUCUUACCUGGAAGGUCAGCUCCAGGCCGGAAGGAGCCUCGUCCAUCUUGUCUCGCUCGCCGCCUUGUCUUCAGGGUCUGUGCAUAGCAUGUGCUCAAAGCGCUCGCUGGCACCGUUAGGGGCUGGCGGGAAAGCAAGCCUUCCUGGCCUCGGGCACGGGGAGGCCCGAGGGGCGCGGAUGCCCCCGAAGCUGCUGUUCUAGCUGGCCUGGAAUGCACUCCACAGUCAUCCGGUGAGGACUGGCAGUUGCGGGCCCUGGGCCCGGGCAUCAGAGAGGACCAUGGCCCCCAGCCCACGGGCACGCACACGUGGCCUGCCGCUGCUGCUGCUGCUGCUGCCGCUGGCGCUGGGCACCAGCCCUGCCCUGGGCAGGCUGCCCAGGCCCCUUGAGGACUCAGAGCCACACCUGACCCCAGGAGUCCAUCCCCAGGGUGCUGCUGGCGCUGAAGCCCAAGGCUUCGACUUCGUCUGGGAGAAGCCCAGGGCUGGGAGCCCCUGGAGCUCAGACGACCCCCGGGUGUCUGGGGAAGGGGUGCCUGAGCGGGCCGCACACGCUCCCCCUGGCCCAGCCCUGCAUGGCCCUAAAGCGGCGCACGGGGCUCCGAGAGAAGCACUCCCAGGGACCGACGACCUCCAGAUGGCUCGCGGGCCCGGUUCUCAGGGGUGGACUGGACCUCCUGAUGCACAGGAGCCUCUGGGACAAGAAGCACCAGGCCCUCCCCCAGUGGGGACCCCCCACCUCACCUUCAUUCCAACUCCCAAACUCCAGCUGGAGGGAGCCACGGCUCCUCCCUCCCCGCAGGGGUCUGCAGGCCGAGCGGGACAGCGGCCAUCUGGAGAGGAGGCCGGGCUCCCAGAGGCAGCGCCCUCGGCACCCCAGGGCCCCGCCCGCACUGGCAUGCUCCCCCCAGGCGCCACGCAGAGACCUGCGCUGGACGCUGGGGGUGCCGGAGGGGAGGACUUCCAGGAGGCGGCCCGAGGCCCUGUCCUCACCCGGCAGGACCCAGCAGCCCCCGGUGUCCACUCGGCAUCCCCAGCUGAGGUGGUGCCCUCUGGGGAGUCUGAGGCCCAACCAGACAUGACUCUGACCAGAAGCCUUCCCCCUGCUGACGAGCUGCCCGUCGAAUCCCCCACGAAGGCUGGAGCUGGGGAGACCUGGGGAGACAGUUCUCCACGCCCCUCGCCCCCGCAGGCUGACCUCCCUGAUGUCGAGGGCUCGCCGGGACCCCAGCCCACCACCCCGCCAGCCUCAGAGGCUCCUGAGAUCGCGGCCAUUAAUGGAGUGGACCCCGUCUCCCCGCAGCGGGUGCGAGGGGCGGUGGAGAACCCCGGGACCCCCAAGUCUCUCAUCCCUGACCUGCUGGACUUUCGCCCAGUGACCAACCAAACAGAGAGCCCCGCGGGGGCCCUGCAGCCAGAUGAAACCGAGGAGUGGCCUGGCCGCCCCCAGAGCCAUCCCCCGGCACCGCCAGUCCAGGCUCCCUCAACCUCUCGCCGCGGCCUCAUCCGGGUCACCACGCAGCGCGCCCUGGGCCAGCCGCCCCCGCCGGAGUUUUUCAAAGGUUCCGGAGGGGGAGGUGUUCCCCGGAACACGUGGAACACGUGA
Molecule: messenger RNA, 1877 nt
Organism: Condylura cristata (star-nosed mole)
Lineage: Eukaryota; Metazoa; Chordata; Mammalia; Eulipotyphla; Talpidae
Gene: PRRT3
Product: proline-rich transmembrane protein 3
Exons: 6
Coding region: 552-1877 (441 amino acids)
Source: RefSeq, a predicted model, not a curated record